CAUUUUGUAUUUUACUCUUUUGCCUUCAGAAGGAAACUAGUUCAGGGGAGGUUUUGGGGAGCCGAGAUGAAGAACCCGAGCAGAGGCACAGAUCGCACAAGGACGAAGAUCCAGAGAAGGAGAAGAGAAGACGGCACAGGGAGAAGAAAGAGCACAAAUCCUCUGCUGCGGAAGAAAAAGAGAAGCAUUUGAAAUUAAGAAAUCCUAAGGAUGGGGAAGAAGAUCGUAUGUCUAGGAAACAUAAAGAGCGAUCACACCAUGAGGAUAGAUAUCACAAGGAGAACCAUGAAAGAACAGAGGAAGUGGAAGGUGAAAAAAAGAAGAGAGACCGCAAGCACAGCGACCGCAGGAAUGAAGGGAAAAGGGAAGAAGAGGAGCCGGACCGUCUGCGUGAAAGGAAUACAAGAGAGAAAAUAAAGAAACAUGGCAAGAGUGAAAGAGAGGAUGGAAAACGAGUGCACCACAAAAGUGAUGACUCUUCAGCACCACAUCUCAAAAGGCAAGCAAAUCAAGAAGGUGGAGAAAAUGAACUGAAAAAGGAAACCUCUUACGAAGAUUAUAAUUCUGUGAAUUAUGAAGAUGAUUUUGAGGUGAGUGUGAACAAUAACUUUUGA
Molecule: messenger RNA, 614 nt
Organism: Python bivittatus (Burmese python)
Lineage: Eukaryota; Metazoa; Chordata; Lepidosauria; Squamata; Pythonidae
Source: RefSeq, a predicted model, not a curated record